Molecule: messenger RNA, 2016 nt
Organism: Chara braunii
Lineage: Eukaryota; Viridiplantae; Streptophyta; Charophyceae; Charales; Characeae
Source: the annotation of a GenBank genome assembly
AGGUUGGAGCAGGAGAUGAAGAGAGUUCAAUAGGAGGAGGAAGAGAGGUGAAAGGCUGCCAAAGAAGAAGCAGCAGCAAAAUAAGAGAAAGAGAGGAUGCGUAUUGAGAGUAGAGAAGGGAGUAGUGACACAAAGAGGGAUACAGACGCAGAAAUGGAGAAGAGGAUAAGUGAGUGGGUCGUUAAUUUAUCGUUGGGAGAAGACGAGGAGGUGGAGUCUUAUGUGACUCAGGAUGAGAGGGAUGCGCUAGCCAGUGAGCUAGCAGCAAUGGAGGACCCUAUGGAACGGCGAGAAAGGGAGGAGGAGCAGAAGUUGGCAUGGAAAUUGAGGAUGAAGAGGGAGAAGAAGAGGAGGAGAGAGGAAGUUAACAAACUGACCGCAGAGGUGGCGAAGGUGCAAGACUGUAGGAAAGAAGUGGAGGCUCAGGCAGACGACAAGGCCAAGUGGGAUAAAGUAUUCGGGUACCUGGAGGUGCUGAGUACAACAUGGAUGGAGGAGCGCCAAGCCAGUUGGAGCCAGGAGGUAGCCUUGAGUGCCAUGCGGUCGGGAUUUAGAGAUUUUGUGCGCGAUAUUGUCACCCACCUUGGGGGCGAAGUCAGGCAAAUAAGGGAUAAUGUAGGGAAGUUCUACGAAGGCGCCAUUGAAGGUGCCAAAGCGAUAGCCGCCGUAGAGGGCGAGGCCAGGCCUCCCAAGGACCCAGUCAAGCUUCAAUUUCCAGACGUAUAUGGAGGGAAGAAGGAGGAGAACUUUGACAACUUGGAGGCCAGUGUCAAUAGUUACGUCUUGGAGAAACUUAGAGAGGCUAACUUCAAGAUCAAUGCGAAGAAGUGCGAGUGGGCCAAGACACAAGUCCUGUACUUGGGCCAUGUACUAGACGGAGAUGGCAUUAAGCCAGAGGACAAUAAGAUAGCGGCGAUUAGAGAUUGGCCGACGCCCCGCACAUUGACAGAGUUGCGGUCGUUCCUAGGCUUAGCUAACUACUAUAGGAAGUUCGUAAGGAACUUCUCUACUAUCGCCGCUCCCUUGCGCAGGUUUCUAAAGAAAGAGGCAAUCUGGCAAUGGGACAAAGACUGUACGUCUGCGCUCAAGAAGCUAAAGCGCGCGUUAAUAGAAUAUCCUGUCCUCAAAGUUGCAGAUCCGUCUUUGCCAUUUGUCGUCACCACGGACGCGAGUCAGUAUGGUAUAGGCGUCGUGCUGCAGCAAGACGACGACAAUGGCUAUAGACCCGUAGAGUUCAUGUCUGCGAGGAUGCCCUCAGAGAAGGUUGCUACCUCGACGUAUGAGAGAGAACUCUACGCUCUCAGGCAGGCUUUAGAGCAUUGGAUGCAUUAUCUGCUUGGGAGGCACUUCAAAGUGUAUUCUGACCAUGAAACACUUAGAUGGUUAAAGGCCCAGGCCAAGAUGACACCUAAGCUAACUAGGUGGGCCGCUGAAAUAGACCAGUACGACUUUGAGCUCAAGCCAGUGAAGGGCAAAUAUAACGUAGUUGCGGAUGCUCUGAGUAGGAGAUCAGACUACUUUGGAGCCAUAGUCCACUAUCUGGAUAUAGGGAGAGACCUGCAUGAGAAAGUGCAAGUUGAAAUGGUACAGAAGUACUGCCUUCGACUCCUCGGUUUUGCAUUCGACCUGCCAUCACUUCUUGUCCUCAGAGUAAGUAGGAACUGAACUGUAUUGUUCCUCUCCUCCACAGCAAACACUUGGCUGGCAGUAGAGGGCACCUCCCUCGCCUCCCCCCUCACCUCCUCCCCCCUCACCUCCUCCUCCCUCACCUCCUCCUCCCUCUCCUCCACCCCCCUCUCCACCACCCAAGAAGACCUCUCCACCUCCUUCUUCAGCUGGAAUAGCUGGUAUGCCCACUCCUCCGUGUCCAUGCCCUCCUGCCCCUCCUUGUCCGGAGGAGAACGGGUAUCUGAAAGGCGAUCCUCAUUUCAUAGGAAAACACGGAGAGCGGUUCGAUUUUCAUGGCAAGCCUGACCGUGACUACUGCCUCAUAUCUGAUAAAAAGCUUCAUAUCAA